This is a messenger RNA of Aspergillus saccharolyticus JOP 1030-1, 1194 nucleotides long. Its product is annotated as U1 small nuclear ribonucleoprotein 70 kDa. Lineage: Eukaryota; Fungi; Ascomycota; Eurotiomycetes; Eurotiales; Aspergillaceae. Gene Ontology annotation, molecular function: mRNA binding; U1 snRNA binding. Gene Ontology annotation, cellular component: U1 snRNP; precatalytic spliceosome; U2-type prespliceosome. The record is from RefSeq and is a predicted model, not a curated record. Bases 1 to 1194 code for a protein of 397 amino acids. Gene Ontology annotation, biological process: mRNA splicing, via spliceosome. The transcript has 4 exons.
AUGACGGACAAGCUGCCCCCUCCGCUGCUGGCGCUGUUCCAGCCUCGCCCGCCUCUUCGUUAUGUCACCCCGAUCGAACGGGCCCCCGAAGACUGCAAGAAGAGUUCCAUCGGUGGAAUCGCGCAGUUCCUGCCUGAGCUGAAGCAGUACGCAGAGGAGGUCCCAUACAAUGCCACUGAGAGCUGGAUUCAGCGCAAGUUGCGCCAGAAGGUGGAGAAGAAGGAGAAUAUGGAAAAGCAGAUUAUAGAAGGACUUAAAGAAUAUGAUCCGUCAACUGACCAACAGGCUCGCGGCGACCCGUUCAAGACCCUCUUUGUUGCCAGACUUAGCUAUGAUGUCAAGGAGUCGGACUUGGAGCGGGAGUUUGGCCGCUUUGGCCCUAUUGAGCGAAUUCGUAUCGUCAAGGACGCUGUCACGCCCAAGGGCUCGAAGAAGGCUCACAGAGGUUAUGCUUUCAUCGUGUAUGAGCGCGAAAAGGACAUGAAAGCGGCCUACAAGGAGACGGAUGGCAUCCGCAUCAAAGACCGCCGGGUUUUGGUAGAUGUAGAGCGUGGUCGGACUGUCAAGGGCUGGAAGCCCCGCCGUUUCGGUGGCGGCCUUGGAGGCCGCGGUUACACCAAGGCUCUGCCCUCCCGGCCCAUUGGACCUGGAUCUUUCAACGCUCCUUCAGGUCCUGGUGGCUUCGGUGGUGGUUUCCGAGGUGGCUUUGGUGGCAGAGGUGGUAGGGGAGGCUUCCGCAACGAUCGUGGUUUCGGACCUCGCGGCGGUGUUGGGUACCAGGGAGGCCGCAACGGCUUUGGUGGACAGGCUCCUCCCAAUGCUCCUUCAGGUCCCGGAGGUGGACGCAGUGGUGGCUUUGGUGGUCCCGGUGGUCCCGGUGGUCCCACUGGCCCCGGUGGUGGUGGCGGCGGCGGCAGGUUUGGACGUGAGGACCGAGGAGGUACUGGUAGCAACCGGGAGCCCAUCAGACCUCGGGACGGCUUUGGUGAUCGCGAUCGCCGAGAUCGGGAUCGCGACCGCGAGGGUGGUGACCGCUACAGAGAGCGUGACAGGGACAGCCAUCGCUAUCGGGAGCGUGACCGUGACCGUGAUCGCGAGCGUGAUAGGUAUGGAGGUCGUGGGGACGACUACGGACGCAAGAGAUACCACGAGGACGACUCCUACGAUGACCCCCGCGCCAAGAGAAGGUACUAA